AUGUCGCCAUACUUGCGUUCGCUACGCCGCGCAAGCCUGCGGCCCGUGCUGUUUCUCCUGGGAUUUCUCGUGCUGGUGCCGCUGCUCGUCUACAACUUCCUAACCUUCGACUUUCUACGCGUUUCGUCCUUCGAGCAUCGCUUCCGGUCCGUUGCCGCACCCACCGGCACUUGUCUAGUCGUCGACAGUCAUGAAUUCCUACGUCCUGACGCUUUCCACACGCUGCAGACGCGCUGUGGCGCUCAACACGCGCCUAAAACAUUCAAACCUACCAGUAAAUUGCGUCUCAUUCACUUCACGGACAGGGAAGAGUUCACGUACCUGCAAUUCGCAGCGUUACAGUCGGCCCGACGCGUACUCCGACCCGACACGAUGAUGAUGCACUACCUGGAGACGCCACGUGGUGUCUGGUACACGCAGUGCCAGCGUCACUUGGGACUGCACAAAGUGUUGCCGCCUGUGUCCUUCGACGUCAUGCAGAAGGCGGGACCUCCGUACUUGAAUAGGCAACAGAGACGGCAAAUUGUCGAAGUAUUGCUCAUGCUGCGUGCACUCAAGAAACACGGCGGAGUGGCCUUCUCCGACUUCAAUACAUUCCUAUUGAGAGGGAUUAGUGUGGACAUACAGGACGGGCUCCUGGUAGCGAGUCAAGCGAGAGGAAGGAGGAACGCGUUUAAUAUGGGGCUACACACGAUGCAGGCGCCGCCAGGUCAUCCGUUCGUCGAGUUUUUAGAGCUCAAGAUCAUCGAAAUGGUGCAACAGAACGACCCAAAGCUCCACGAGAUGACGCUAAACGAGGCAGUGGGACAGAUCGUGGUCGAGAAAUACUUGGAGGAGCACGAGGGCGAUUCCAAAUCUUCGGCCAUUCUAAGCGGCGUCGCAGUGGCCACUUCCGACCUUCUCGCGUUCGACGCACGUCACGGUCUACUGACGAAGAAGGUAGCCGCGUCACUUGCUGGGAAGUUUCGAGCUGUGGCUGCUUUCCACGUAGAUAAGUACGAUUUUGAAGAGAAGACAGCAGAUACAGUCGAGCUAAGAGAGCUCGCGCGAAUGCAGAAGGAGUUGACGUUAGCAGGCGAGUGGCAGAGUCUAGAUACACUGCUUGGCGCGGUGGUAAGGUUAGCGGUGACAGCAAAUGAGACUGUAGAGCUGGAGCCGCUUUUCUCGUAA
This is a messenger RNA of Phytophthora infestans T30-4, 1170 nucleotides long. RefSeq lists its product as uncharacterized. Lineage: Eukaryota; Oomycota; Peronosporomycetes; Peronosporales; Peronosporaceae. Bases 1 to 1170 code for a protein of 389 amino acids. The transcript has 2 exons. The record is from RefSeq and is a predicted model, not a curated record.